Molecule: messenger RNA, 1101 nt
Organism: Triticum turgidum subsp. durum (durum wheat)
Lineage: Eukaryota; Viridiplantae; Streptophyta; Magnoliopsida; Poales; Poaceae
Source: the annotation of a GenBank genome assembly
AUGGCGGCCCAGGAGGAACAACCGGACUGGUUGAACCUCCCGUGCGAUCUAUAUUCUACUGUCGAUCAUCGCGCGGAGGUCCCGCGACGCCGUCACCGGGCUCAGCGCGUUCCGCUCCGUGUGCCGGGCAUGGCGCGCCGCGUCAGGGCUCCCUCGUCCCCGUGCCGCGCGGCUCGUCUUCCCCUUGGCGCGCGGCUGGUCGAUCGUGUUCCAUGUCCGCGACGCCUCCUGCCACCUCUCGCACCUGGCCACGGGCGCCACGGCGGCGCUGCCCGCGCUCAGCGCCUUCCAAACUACCUCGACUUCACGGACUGCUUACGCUUCGCCGUCCACCUCCCGCCCGGCCCGCCGGCGGCGACCGGCAUGACGGUCAUGAUGUGCCACAUGAUGCACCGGGAGGCGGGCAUGUUCUUCUGCCGCCCCGGAGACGCGGCCUGGACCAUGGUGGGGGAGCCCAACAACAUAGGCCACGGCUACUUCGACUUGGCCUACCACGACGGCAAGAUGUUCGGCAUGCAGCACAACAACUACCAGAUGUCGGUGUUCGACGCUGCCACACUCGGCGCCCUGCAGCUGGUCGGCCGCCCGCCGGCCACCACCAUGUUUGCCAACAAGAUGUACGGCAUCGGCGUUGAGAUGGAAAAGUUCGAUUACGCCCACCUCGUCGCGCUGCCAAGCAGGCUGGUUCUGGUCAGGAGCACCGUCAAGUCGGCCCGGCCGGUGGCCUUCACCAUUUUCGAGUUGGUCUCUGACCCUGAUGGGCAGCUCGCCUGGCGCAAGGUGACCGAUGCUGGUAACUACGAAUUGUUCCUGGAUGGAUAUCACGCCACGUUCAGGGAAAACGACGGCGCCAACGGGAGCGGGACUCGGAUCUACUAUGUUCAUGACACGCCCUGGAAUUCUUCCACGGCGGCCUGCUGCUACGAUAACAUGUCGGAAUGCGGCACGGCGGCCGGCUGCUACAAAAACAAGCCGGAAUGCGGUACGGCGGCCUACUGCUACAGCGUGCAGGACAACAAGUUGGAAUGCGUCUACAAGUCAUCACCCAAGGACGAUGGUCCUCCCGGCUGCUCAACUAAGCCUAGUUGGUUUAUUCCCUAG